This is a messenger RNA of Amoebophrya sp. A25, 3711 nucleotides long. NCBI's taxonomy places the organism in Eukaryota, Dinophyceae, Syndiniales, Amoebophryaceae. The record is from the annotation of a GenBank genome assembly.
GAUUGUAGAGUUUCUUGACCGCGACUGUAAAAAAAACGAACGUCAGAAUGAUGAAGUCGUGUUCGUGACUCAGCAUGAAUCAUGAUACCACCGAGAUUACGAGGAGAAAACCGCCAUGUUGUUGUUUCCAAACGAUACAUCUUGAUUUACGUCUUGUUCUGGGUCAAUAGCGGUUCUAGGAGGUGGUGGCCGAUAAAUACUUUGGCGUGAAUUUUUGGAGACGAGCUGUAAACUCCAAAUGAGAAUCAUGUCAAGAUUUUCUCACAUUUUCUCAUCAACGCAAUCUUUCUCCAGGUUCUCUGCAAUACAACAUGUAAUUUUGAUAUCCCGCCUCCCCGUGUUGCUUCCCCUUCUUGGUGCAACUUUGUAUCACAACACCUUUUGUCGUGUGGUCUCUGCAACAGGAGAACAAGUCUCCUCGUCAGUAGAGGACCCAUCGACUACCUCUUACGAUAUCGACGCUGAAGGCACGGCAAAAAUGUCGUCUGCAGAGGAGUUUUUCUCCUCUUUCCCGCGUGUGAUCAUCGGCUGUUGGCAGUUGCUGGAGCGGGAUCGCAACCCAGAAAAGGCGGUGGAGACGAUUGUGAGGUACCAGCAGAGUGGUUUCCACUAUUUCGACACCGCAGACAUCUACGGACCUAGCGAAGAACUUCUUGGGCAUGCGAGGGCUGUACUGGAGGAUGCUGUUCUCGAACAACAAAAGACAGGUACCGAAAAUAACAGCACAGGAGAAGGUGCAGUAGCUCCGUUUCAUGUUUUCACCAAGUACGUCCCAUCGAAUAUCAGGGAGAGCGCGGAUCGCAUUAAUACGCAGAGUCGCAAAGCGCUUUUUGUUAUGGGAGUCAAUGGAUUACCUACUAGCUUGGGUCUUUUAAUUGACUGACUCUGACACAGACUCAAUUAUAAUUUUUCAAAACCGUGAGCUCAACCUUGAAGGAUGUUCUAGUACCGUAAUUCUCUUCCUCUAGUACCGUAAUUCUCGUCCUCUAAAUACUCAUUUUCAGUUCUUUCCUAAAUUAGCUUUCAAGAUGAACCUCUAAGUCCUGAAAAAGCAAGAUCAAGGGCACGCAUGCAGAAAAUUUGCCUCCACUGGAGUUGGUCCAGUUUCAUUGGUGGGACUUCGACGAUGGCGGUCACAUAGCACAUGCGAAGGAAUUGAUGCGGUUGCAAGGUUAUGGUCAAACGUAGAAAGUAGUGUAGCGCUACCAGCUGUAGGUCGUAGUCGUGUUUUUGGCUCUUCAGUAGCCACUGAAGUCUUCUGGUUUAUCUAGUGGACACACACCUAACCUAACCUAACGACUUUGUCCUGAUCAUGAGAAUGAACUUCUCAGUCGAUCAGAAUAUAGCUAUAGUUGUAGGGGGACUAUCUAUGCCUAUAAAUGUAUCAGCACAAAAAGCAUCUUCUACGUCUAAUGUCAGCAGCAAAAGAUCCGCCAUUUGGCUGUGACGAAUUUCGAUGUAAAGCAUCUGCAGCAGUUGAUAGACGUCCAGUAUCCGGUGACGGUGAAUCAGGUGCAGUUUUUUCGAAUAAUGCUUUGCUUUGUUCUUUCAAGCUUUUUAUUUCCACUAGGAAUUAUGACGCGAUAAUUUUGCGAAUAGUUGUCUUGUACAAUCACAACAAGUAGAGAAAACUGCACCUGAUUCACCGUCACCGGAUACUGGACGUCUAUCAAACGGUGAAUCAGGUGCAGUUUUCUCUCCUUGACCGACGAGCGGAAAACGGCAUGCUGCAGCUUGCCAAGAAGCAGAAAUUCAAACUUUAUGCUGCGGUUUUGAUUUUGUUGCGAAAAUUCGGGUUAGUUUUAAAUCGCACGGACUGGUUAGACAGGCGAGAAUGCUAUCUCACGUGAUCAUCAGGAAGAGGAUCAUAUCUUCUUUAUGAUGUGGUAGUGUACCCGUACCUGCGAAGAUCAUGUAGUACUUACUUAAACCGAUGUAGACACCUCAUCUAACGGCUCGCUUGUUUUGGCAGCGUUGCAGGUGGCUGGUUGAGUGAGAAAUACCUCAACAUGCCAGAGGAUCCGAUGUCUCAACGCAGUUUUCGCAGUGGUGCUACAAUUUCUCUGCAGAUGUAUAGGAGUAGUCUGGAUUCUUGGGGUGACUGGAAGCUGUUUCAAGAACUGCUGUCGACCUUGGAUAUGGUGGCAAAGAAAUACGAAAAUUAUGACCUUGGAUACAUUUAGGGUUGGGUUUAGGGUUUAGGGUCGGGUUUAGGGUUUAGGGUUGGAGAGCAAUCAAUCUUAAUCUAUCUGUCUUGUUGAGGCGUCUUGAGGCUGUUGGCUUCCACCAUGACAACUUCCCACGACGUCUUCUAAGACAGAGCAACCAUCGCCAUGAUCGCAGCUUGGUGGGUCUUGCAGAAGUUAGAGACCGAAGCCUACGGUGGCGCAGUCAUUAUCGGCGUUCGGGAUCCUAGGCACCUGGAGGAGACGAGGAGAAUACGAGACGGACCUGCGGUUAAGAAAGUCGCAGAGGGGGGAAAGAAUACGUUUAUAGCGGAGGAAGACAUGGCGACGAUAGCGAAGGUUUUGGCGAAAGGAAGGAUGCCUGUUGGAGAGGAUAUUUGGUCGAGGGAAAGGGGGUAAGUGAUAGUUUCGCUGCACCUGGUACUAGUAGAAUCAACAUUUUUCUAAUUUGAUUGUCUACUAGAGUUUGAGUUUCACUUGUUUCUACAAAACAAAGAUAGAGGCAGCAAAUCCACAUUAUAUGAUUUCUACGGUUUUCAACUAGCGACUUCCAGGUAGUUAUCAAGUCUACAAGUGUGUGCAGAAUUCCUCAGCAGAUAGAGGAACAGGAUGUGCUGGUGAAGCUGUCAACUACUUAUUGAAGCCUUAUUUUCAAGGUGACAUAGACGUCACUGAUCCUGAAGUUACGCCUCUGAAAUUCAUAGGGUCAACGUGUGAGUCUCCUUUUUUCUACAGGAGGAGCGCGUACAGGAGGAGCGCAUACUUCUUCUAGUGCUACAUUCAAAUUUUAGAAGAAUCUACAGUGUAGUUGUAAAGGCUUUCUUCUAGAAAUAUGCAGUGGUAUGAUUGAUGAGAAUAUUCCACGUGGUUUGAUGUGAUGAAGUGUCGACGCAUGAAACGAAUUGGUGUUUUUUUCUCCCGAAAAGGAGUGUUGACCGUGUCGCCCCUUCUAAAAGGCUAAAGGGCAACUGGGCCCGUAGAAAAUUCCUUUGACUCUUCAUAUCCGUAAACAAACAAUUAGCAAGAUGAAGAUCCUUUACAAAGUAAACACGAUCUAACCCGAUGACCAUGACGUGAUAAAGAUCCUCUCACCAGUGAGCGAUCACCUCUUCAUCAGUUGAAGAUCCAGCAAGUCGCGCUUUACCUUGAUCCUUCAAAACAUUCUGAUCCCUAGAAUUGCUCAAUUGAAUUCUGAAUGCUGAUCAUGAUCUAUGCGAUCCCGCUGUGAAGUGCAUUAUCACGUGAUCAACCUCUGAUCCUCGAGUACCCUGAUCCUUGAUCUUGGUUCUGCAGCUCCUUCAUUGAGUCUGAGCAGAAUCCUUCAUUGAGUCCGAUCCUAAGUCAUCUAAGAGAGCUCAGCAAUGGUAACCCCUUUUCCUGAAUCAAAUCUCAUCACAGGUUGGAAUCAAGAAAACUACUUUGUUGUGGACAAAAAAACUACGUACAAGACAACUAUUCGCAAAAUUAUCGCGUCAUAAUUCCUAGUGGAAAUAAAAAGCUUGAAAGAACAAAGCAAAGCAUUAUU